Molecule: messenger RNA, 1629 nt
Organism: Aspergillus udagawae
Lineage: Eukaryota; Fungi; Ascomycota; Eurotiomycetes; Eurotiales; Aspergillaceae
Product: sugar porter family MFS transporter
Exons: 2
Coding region: 1-1629 (542 amino acids)
Biological process (GO): transmembrane transport; carbohydrate transport
Cellular component (GO): membrane
Molecular function (GO): carbohydrate:proton symporter activity
Source: RefSeq, a predicted model, not a curated record
AUGAGGUCGUACACCCAGCUCCCUCAACAGGAUCCUGACGAUUUUGCUAUUGUUUCUCCUGACCCCACUGAGCAGACGGUUUCUCGUCUGGCUGGGCUACGCCUGUUCUGGCUGGCAGCUGUGCUUUGCUGUGGUGGUGCGUUGUUUGGGUAUGACUCUGGGGUCAUUGGAGGGGUGCUCACCUUCGAGUCCUUUGCUCGCGACUUUCGAUAUAGUCCGGCAGACAAGACUCGCGUCAGCUCCAUCGCUGUCGGCAUCCAGCAGGCCGGCGCCCUGGUAGGCUGCUUCGCCGUCUGGCCCGUGACGAACCGCUGGGGACGUCGUCUCGCCAUGAUGGCAUGCUCUGCCGUUUUCUGCGCAGGGGUCAUCCUCGAAGUCGUCAACUCGCACUCGCUGGCCCUGUUCUACGCCGGCCGGGUGAUCUGCGGACUGGGUAUCGGGGGCUCCGCCACCGUCAUCCCCAUCUACCUGGCCGAGAUGAGCCCCAAAGAGUCGCGCGCCCGCCUCGGCAGCUGCUACCAGUUCACUUACACCAUCGGCAUCCUCGUCUCGUACUGGAUCGACUACGCCGUCAAGUUCAUGCCCGCCUCCCCAGCCCAAUGGCAGAUCCCCAUCGCCCUACAGCUCGUCCCCGGCGCCCUCAUGGGCCUCGGCACCAGCACCCUCCCCGAGAGCGUCCGCUGGCUCCUCGCCAAGGGCGACGACGCCCGCGCCUACUCCAGCCUGCUCUGGAUCCGCGCUGCGUCCUCAUCCUCGCCCGCCCUCUCCGCCGAAUUCACCCACAUGCGCCAAGGCCUCGAGCAAGAGCGCGCCGCAACAGCCAACUUCCACCCCCUCGAGCUCCUCGCCGGCCCCAACGCGCGCCGCCUCCUCCUAGCCUUCGGCCUCUUUCUCGCCCAACAGUCCACAGGCGCCACCGCCCUCGCCUACUUCGCCCCGCAGUUCUUCUCCCUCCUCGUCGGACCCGCCGAUAGUGACCGCAACAGCAAUACCCCCCUCCUCCUAACAGGCAUCUUCGGCGCCAUAAAAGUAUUAUCUUGUCUUCUCUUCCUCCUUCUCCUCUCCGACCGCUUCGGCCGCCGCCCGCUCCUUCUCUCCGGCGCCGCAGCCAUGUCCGCCUGCAUGCUCGCCACCGCCGCCGUCCUCAAAUCCAACACCCCAGCACCCGCUUCACCAGGAAGCAUUACGCCAGCAGCCAUCGCAACCAUCACUCUAAUCUACCUCGACAUCAUCGCCUACAAUCUCUCCUGGGGGCCCCUCCCCUGGCCCUGCGUCUCCGAGCUCUUCCCCACGCGCAUCCGCGAGCCCGGCGUGGCGGUAGGCGUCGGCGCGCAAUGGACGUUCAAUUUCGUGUGGUCGUUUAGCACGCCGUUCAUUCUGGCGAAAAUUAAAUGGGCCACGUUCCUCCUGUUUGGGGGGUUGGAUCUGCUGAUUGUGGGGUUUGUGUGGGUGUGUGUGCUGGAGACUAAGGGGAAGUCGUUGGAGGAGAUCAGUGCCUUGUUUGAGGGGGGUUAUUCCGCUCGUUUGUCUACUGCGAGGAGGGAGGUCGGUAGUGAUAGUGAUGGUGAUAAUGGCAAGGAUGGGAGUAUACUGCAUGUGGAGGCUGGAAGUUCUUCUCCUCAACCUUGA